This is a messenger RNA of Tripterygium wilfordii, 801 nucleotides long. RefSeq lists its product as uncharacterized. Bases 30 to 602 code for a protein of 190 amino acids. The transcript is spliced from 2 exons. Lineage: Eukaryota; Viridiplantae; Streptophyta; Magnoliopsida; Celastrales; Celastraceae. Gene Ontology annotation, molecular function: protein binding. The record is from RefSeq and is a predicted model, not a curated record.
CUGAUCUCAACUUACUGCACCACCUUAACAUGCUCAAAUCCAUGAAGCCAACAACCAUGAAGUUCCUCUGCAGCUACGGUGGCAAGAUCCUUCCCCGUUAUCCCGAUGGCAAACUCCGUUAUCUUGGCGGUGAAACCCGUGUCCUCGCCGUGGACCGCUUGAUCUCUUUCUCUGAGCUAUUGUUGAAGCUCGGCGUGUUGUGUGGCACAUCAGUGAGUCUGCGAUGUCAGUUGCCAACGGAGGAUCUAGACGCUCUGGUGUCGAUUACCUCCGAUGAGGAUCUUGCCAAUCUCAUCGAGGAAUACGAUCUAGCAUCGCCACCGCCUUCUUCUCUAAAGAUCAAGGCCUUCCUUUCGCUGCCUAAAAAAACCUCUCCUCCUCCUUCAUCGGCUUCAUCCUCGUCCUCCUCCAACUCAUCUAUGUAUUGUAGUGGUUCAAUUUCAAGAUCUUCGAUGCCGGCGAAUGACCGGUGCUAUCACCAGAUCCGGAAGCCGGUUGGACUUUCAGUGAAAUCUGCUGGGAAGAGGCCUCACUAUACCUACCAUGCUCAUGGAAACCCUAGCCAAAUCUACCUAAUCCACAACGGGAACCAUUGCCAAUAGUACUCCCGGAGCUGAGACCCAAACAAAAGAUGCAAAUAUACUACAAAGACUCGUAUCUUUAAGAAAAAGAAAUCGGAAUAUAGCACAAUAUGAUGUAAUUGGGAAAAAAAAUCUCCAUAAGAAGGAUUGCUUUUUCAUUUUCAUCAGUUCCAUGGACAUUAAUGAAUUUCCAGCCCAAGAAAAUCUGGUUGUUUUGUGA